AUGGUCGGGGCUAUAGAGAAUUGGGAUUGGGGGGAGUGGGAGUGGCCUGAGACCGUGGAAGACAACCCGAACUCCAAUCCACCGAACAGCGCUGAAGUGCUUCCUCCAAACCCCGACCAAAUGAAUGAGGUGAAGGCUGGCGCGGUGGGUGGUGAACAUGAAACAAAAGAAAUCAAAGGGUCAACGGACAGGGAUGGGAAAACAAAGCAAGCAAUGCGAGCCGCCCAAAGCACACCCGCAGAAUGGGAGAAGCCAGCAGUUGAACCCAAGCGCAAGCCCAAAGCCAAGCCUACAAAGAAGAAAGCGCAAGAAAACGGAGACGAGAAAAAGUCCAAGACAUACAACAAGACCGACUAUGGGAAAGCAAAAAAUGACUUCUUUGAUGCGUUUCCCAGCCGCAUCUGGCACACUUCCGCUUUGAAACCGACGGCCACUCGAAUUACUCAGAAAG
Molecule: messenger RNA, 451 nt
Organism: Durusdinium trenchii
Lineage: Eukaryota; Dinophyceae; Suessiales; Symbiodiniaceae
Source: the annotation of a GenBank genome assembly